Messenger RNA from Haliaeetus leucocephalus (bald eagle), 3020 nucleotides. It is a transcript of the gene ZNF512B, whose product is annotated as zinc finger protein 512B. The transcript is spliced from 16 exons. Gene Ontology annotation, molecular function: zinc ion binding. Lineage: Eukaryota; Metazoa; Chordata; Aves; Accipitriformes; Accipitridae. The record is from RefSeq and is a predicted model, not a curated record. The coding region runs from base 290 to 2632 and encodes 780 amino acids.
GAAGAGGAAAAGCCAUUUAUUCGCUACUUCUCUGGGCAAAGUCAGCCUGUAAUUUUUAAUAAAGUCUUUGCUGUUAUAUGUGGAGGGGAAACCAGCCUAUAAUGAAAGUAGCUUUUCAGCCAUGUCUAUGGCGUUGCUCGACUGUAGAACAAAUGCUCGGAAACACAUUCCGUUUCUUCUCUUUGUGGGAAGCUUUAAGCUGCGUGAUAGUUUUCUAAUUUCCCUCCCUCCCCAGCACCUCUCCUUGCUUUCAGCAUGUGUUGCUCCCGGCUCCGAGGAGUGAAUUUGAAUGCCUCCCCUGCUUCUUUCAGAGAUGGCGGAUUCCUAUACCUGUAAAGGUGGAAGGAAAACUGCAGGCUCUAACAAACCCGCUGCCAGCAAAGAAAGCAGGACAGAGACAAGGAUAAACGCACCGGCAGAGCUGCCCAAGCUUGGAAAUGCAACCAGUGACAAAACCGAAGGCAGGAAGAAAGGGCGACCCAAGGCUGAGAACCAGGCUCUGAAAGACAUCCCCCUCCCCCUGAUGAACCAGUGGAAGGAUGAAUUCAAAGCCCACUCGAGGGUGAAAUGUCCCAAUUCAGGCUGCUGGCUGGAGUUCCCCAGCAUUUAUGGCUUGAAGUACCACUAUCAGCGCUGCCAAGGGGGUGCUAUCUCAGAGAAGCUGACGUAUUCAUGCUCUUACUGUGAAGCUGCCUUCACCUCCAAAACCCAGCUAGAAAAGCAUCGGCUCUGGAAUCACUUGGACCGGCCAGUGCCAACCAGCAAAGCAGAAAACAAAGUGCCGAAGGCCAUUGGGAAGAGCAGUGGCAAGAAAAGAGCUGCUGAGAGUUCAGCUUGCCCCACCAUCCAUCCCAAACAGGCAAAGACGGAAAAAGCCGUGGCCCAGGACCACACCGAGAAUGGCGAGUGCCUGGUGGAGAGCCGGGAGAGCAAGGAGUUUCAGAUCGCAGCAGCUGAGGCAAUGGCAGCCGCCACCCCCACGGCGAAGUCCUCGAGCGGCAAGGAUGCCGUGCAGCAGGGGGGCAGCCAGGCCUCGGUGCAGGAGGAAGACCCCGAGAGGAUGAAGCACAGAAGGAAACAGAAAACUCCUAAGAAAUUUACGGGGGAGCAGCCAUCCAUCUCGGGGACAUUUGGACUGAAAGGUCUCGUCAAAGCAGAGGACAAGGCGAAAGCCCAUCGAGCUAAGAAGCUGGAGGGGAACACCAACACAGAGGAGCUGAAAAAGAAACCUCCAGGAGCUGGUGUGAAGAAGGAAACGGCUGUGCAUCUACCAGCAGCAAACCCCGAGGACCAGUGGCAGCGGGAGAUCAGCGAGAAGGGAGAAGUCGCCUGUCCAACCUGCAGUGUUAUAACCAGGAAAACUAUUGUGGGCCUCAAAAAGCACAUGGAUGUCUGCCAGAAACUGCAGGACGCCUUGAAGUGUCAGCACUGCAAAAAGCAGUUCAAGUCCAAAGCUGGGCUGAAUUACCACACCAUGGCUGAACACGUCAGCAAGCCUGUUCCUGUGGAAACCGCUGGACUUGGUGAACAGGAAGAGCGGGAAAGGCUGAGGAAAGUGCUAAAGCAGAUGGGAAAACUGAAAUGCCCCAAUGAGGGCUGCGUAGCCAACUUCUCCAGCCUGAUGGGCUACCAGUACCACCAGAAGCGGUGUGGGAAGCAGCUCGCUGAGGCUGACAAGCCUGUCUUCAGCUGUCCACACUGCGGCAAGAAGUACAAAUCCAAGGCCGGCCAUGACUACCAUGUGCGGUCAGAACACACGGCCUCGGUGAGCCCCCCGGACGCCUCCGCAGCCCGAGGAGCGGGGCCAUCCCCCCCUGGGGGUGACUGCAGAGCUACAGAGCCUGUGGGCAGGACAGAGCCGGGCAGGGCCGGGCCGGGCAAGCCUCCGGAGGAGCCAGAGGUGAAGCCGGAGCCCGGCCCCAUAGAAGAUUUUGAAAGGACCCCGAGUGGCCGCAUCCGUCGGACGUCAGCCCAAGUAGCUGUCUUCCACCUUCAGGAGAUAGCGGAGGACGAACUCGCCAAGGAUUGGACCAAGCGGAGGAUGAAGGACGACCUGGUGCCUGAAACGAAGCGGCUCAAUUACACCCGACCGGGGCUUCCAAAGCUCAAUCCAAGGCUGCUGGAAAACUGGAAGAACGAAGUGAAGGAGAAGGGCCGCAUCAACUGUCCCAACAACUGCUGUGAAGCCAUUUACUCCAGCGUCUCGGGGCUGAAAGCUCACCUGGCCAACUGCAACAAGGGGGACCAUUCGGUGGGCAAGUACCGCUGCCUCCUGUGCCAGAAGGAGUUCAGCUCUGAGAGCGGAGUCAAGUACCACAUCAUCAAGGCUCAUUCGGAGAACUGGUUCCGAACCUCCGCAGAGGCCAGCCGGAAAAAGAAAAGCAGGGAACAGCUUUCUUCCAGCAAAGAGGAGAAAAAGAAAAGCACAAGCGGGAAGAAAAGGGGGAGGAAACCCAAGGAGAGGCCUCCCGAAAUGUCCCCGAAGGGCAGAGAAAGCGUGGCAGCAAAGACUAAUCACAAGAAAACCCUCGAGCACUGGGAAGGCUCCCGAGGCAGCCCCGACGGGGACGAGCGUGUCCCCAAGCCCCCAAGCCAGCGGAAGGGGGGAGCCAGUAAGAUGCCCGAGAAAUGAGCAGCUCAGAGACUCGUCUCCGAGGAUUUGUUUACAGCCCAGGGUAACAGGGUGGGGGUCUCUCCCGGUUUUCUGUCCCCCUCAUCCCACCUCCCCCCCCACCCUCCACUCACCCCCUUUUUACAAAAAAAAAAAAAAGAAAAAAAAAAGAGACAGAAAAUACCAAUUAACCACUUUAAACAAGUCACGGACCUUGUUUCACACUGGAAAACAAAGAGGAUCAAGGAAGCUGGACCGUUCUCCACCCCCUGCCCAUGUACAUACCCCCCUGCCUGACGGGACCCUGCUGCCUUCCCCCUCCUCCCAUGACUUCCCUUUUUACUCCCUGCACCAAACUGGUGACGCUUGAGCGAAAGAAAAGUGCAAUAGCAGCAGGGUCCCCUUGGAC